Molecule: messenger RNA, 465 nt
Organism: Aspergillus mulundensis
Lineage: Eukaryota; Fungi; Ascomycota; Eurotiomycetes; Eurotiales; Aspergillaceae
Exons: 2
Coding region: 1-465 (154 amino acids)
Source: RefSeq, a predicted model, not a curated record
AUGCACUGCUAUAACCGGCUAUAUCCGUAUAACAAAUCAGCUAUCGACCCGUCGUUUGUUCUAAAUGAUUUCUUCAACGUCGCUGGGAGGAUUCAAAUGGAUGAUGAUGACGAUCAGGGAUCCGAAAUUUUAUCGUCUUAUGUGAUGCCCGAUCUGAUUGCCUUGAGUGGGCUGCAUUUUUGUGGAGCGUCUGAUGUGCAAAGGCCCGCUAUUCAAACCAUCGAGGAGUUGAGCUUGAUGUCUUGGGCUGGCGGAACUGCGGAUCUGUCUGCACUAGUUGAGACAGGGAGUGUUAGGAUUGAGGGGCCUUGGGAGUAUGACUCUCUGUUGAGGGUAAUCAUGACUCUUCUGAUAUUGGUACACAGUAUCAACUGCGAGCUGAACAUGGAUGACAUCUACAACACUGAUUCGGAUGCCGCAGUAUCAGUGAAUCUGCCUGUUUUGGAGUCUGCGACAUACGGUUAA